AUGGAAGGUGUUGCUGCCCUGUCGCAUUCCAGACGAAACGAUCUGGAAGCACACCAGUCGGCGAGCGCUCUCUACGACAAACAGUCUUUAAACUGGGUACGAGACAAACCUACUUGCCUGAGCGACUUUACUGGAAGACCUCGCGUGGUCGCAGCUGUGGAAGACGUCCUCUCUAAGGGCGACGCCACGGUGCUCGACGUCGGCUGUGGCGAAGGCUACAUGUCACGAACCUUCAUGGCGAUGGGCGCCAGAAAGGUCAUUGGAAUCGACAUAUCUGAAGAGAUGAUCGCCCGCGCCAACCUCCAAGACACUGUGGACCAGACCAACAUUGUUCUUGGAGCCGCUUUCGAAGUGGGUUUCUGCGACCUUGCUGUGGCUGUUUUCCUCUUCAACUACAUGACGAUCCACGACAUGACCAGUUGCAUGAGCGAUGUCUUCAGCGCUCUCAAGCCGGGAGGUACCUUUGUCUUUAGUGUGCCUCAUCCUGCGAUCAUCCAGUUUACGACGGACACAUUCGGCUUCAAAGGUGAGGCGGGUGACCAAAACCGUUACUUCUCUCUGAGAGACCAAGUCAUCUCGGGCCACAUCAAGAAGACGGAUGGGACUGUUCUGAACGUUCGAAUGGUGUUCAAAACCCUCGACGACUAUUUCAAGGCCCUUUCUACUAUUGGCUUCGAAAUCGUCACCUGUGAAGAGGCUCGAGUGAAGCCCGAGCACAUGGCAUCGAACCCGAGCUUCUUUGCCAGCGUCAGUGACGCCCCUCUUCACCUUGUCUUUAAGGUG
Messenger RNA from Guillardia theta CCMP2712, 783 nucleotides. RefSeq lists its product as hypothetical. The annotation marks the transcript as partial. NCBI's taxonomy places the organism in Eukaryota, Cryptophyceae, Pyrenomonadales, Geminigeraceae. The transcript has 2 exons. The record is from RefSeq and is a predicted model, not a curated record.